AUGAGAGAAAUCCUCCAUAUUCAGGGCGGACAAUGCGGCAACCAGAUCGGAGCCAAGUUCUGGGAAGUCGUCUGCGCUGAGCAUGGCAUCGACUCCACCGGACGUUACGCGGUGACCAGGAUCUUCAGCUCGAGCGGGUUAAUGUCUACUACAACGAAGCCAGUUGUGGGAGGUUUGUUCCACGCGCCAUCCUCAUGGACCUCGAGCCAGUCUGGUGCCGGCAAUAACUGGGCGAAAGGACAUUAUACAGAAGGGGCAGAACUUAUUGAUUCUGUUCUCGAUGUUGUUCGAAAAGAAGCCGAAAACUGUGAUUGCCUCCAAGGGUUUCAGGUAUGCCAUUCAUUGGGAGGAGGAACAGGCUCCGGGAUGGGGACUUUGCUGAUAUCCAAGAUCAGGGAAGAAUAUCCCGAUCGGAUGAUGCUCACUUUCUCAGUUUUCCCUUCCCCCAAAGUCUCCGACACAGUGGUGGAGCCCUACAAUGCAACUUUAUCAGUUCAUCAACUGGUUGAAAACGCCGAUGAAUGCAUGGUUCUUGACAAUGAAGCUCUGUAUGACAUCUGUUUCCGCACACUGAAGCUCACUACACCCAGCUUUGGAGAUUUAAACCACCUAAUCUCAGCCACCAUGAGCGGUGUCACCUGCUGCCUCCGGUUCCCGGGUCAACUCAACUCCGACCUCCGUAAACUGGCGGUCAACCUAAUCCCGUUCCCGCGCCUCCAUUUUUUCAUGGUCGGUUUUGCCCCUCUGACCUCCCGUGGGUCCCAGCAAUACCGCGCCCUAACCGUCCCGGAACUCACACAACAAAUGUGGGACGCGAAGAACAUGAUGUGUGCGGCGGACCCCUCGCCACGGACGAUACCUAACCGCAUCCGCAAUGUUCCGAGGCAAAAUGAGCACGAAAGAAGUGGACGAACAAAUGAUCAAUGUCCAAAACAAAACUCGUCUUAUUUUGUUGAAUGGAUUCCUAAUAAUGUGAAGUCGACUGUUUGUGAUAUUCCUCCCACGGGUCUUAAAAUGGCUUCCACUUUUAUUGGGAACUCGACUUCUAUUCAGGAGAUGUUUAGGCGUGUGAGUGAGCAGUUUACUGCUAUGUUUAGGAGGAAGGCUUUUUUGCAUUGGUAUACGGGUGAAGGAAUGGAUGAGAUGGAGUUCACCGAAGCGGAGAGUAAUAUGAAUGAUUUGGUUUCUGAGUAUCAGCAGUAUCAGGAUGCGACUGCUGAUGAGGAAGGUGAGUAUGAGGAGGAAGGUGUUGAGUACGAGGAAGAAGGUUAAAUGCUGUGGGAUUGGGAUUGGGAUUUGAUAUUUGAUUGAUUAUUAGUGUUGUGGUGUUUGUUUUGUUGAAUGUUGGGUAGGUGGUUUUUGUGAUGGAGUUUGUACUUGAAGGUCUUUGGUUAGUGUGCCUAAUGAAAUCGUGAUGAGUUAGUAAAUGUACUGUUUCUGAAAUAUAAAGUACAACGUAUCAAUGUAGGUUGUUGAAGACUAUAUUAAAUGAAUCAAAAUAUUAGAAAUUUAGCUACU
Messenger RNA from Lactuca virosa, 1518 nucleotides. Lineage: Eukaryota; Viridiplantae; Streptophyta; Magnoliopsida; Asterales; Asteraceae. The record is from the annotation of a GenBank genome assembly.